CCAGCAGUAGACAGAUCAAAGUCAGGGAUUCCUAAACUGGGAAUUAUAGCCAGCUGUAGCAUACCAGUAGAGCCUUCCAGGCACCGCAAAUACUUGCAGCUUCAGAGAAUCAGUUUGCAAAAUCCUAACUGGACAAGCUCAUCUCCCGGUUCCAUCUGGAUUGUGGCAUAAAUACAAAAGAGAACAGAAAUCCCUGCUGAGUUCAAGUAACUUCAAACAGGGAAACUGCAGAGGAUGGUAGAUACACCCAUCUAUUCCAGAACCAUGGGAGGCUUCAAGACAGUUUUAGCUUAAUCUGCUGCUUAGGAUGUAUAUCAGAGGGUUAAGAAUAUCAAGUAUCCCUUUCUCAAAUAGGAGUAUCUGUUGGAAGACAGGUAGAUCACAGCUAUCAGUGUGAGUAGAAGGAACAGGCUUUACAGAAGGAAAACCCCUGCUGAGGGGCAUAAAUGCCCGUUAUGACUACCACUGCUAAUUGCCUGGAUUUUUCUUCUGAGCAGUUAGCUUUUUGUGAAGCAUGUGACUCUUGCAUGUGAAUUAAAUUAAUUUCUCAAGAGAAACUUUCAUAAAGGGCUAAAUCAACAAGGUCUACACAUACAGAAAUUUCUUACUUCUGCUACAUUUGAGACACAACUAAACUCGUCUGUCUGGAAAUCUGAAGACUUUUAUAGCAAAACCUCCAGUGUCAAAAUGAACACAGAUAGCGGUGGGUGUGCUCGCAAACGUGCUGCAAUGUCUGUCACAUUAACAGCUGUGAAGAGAGUUCAGAGUUCUCCAAACCUAUUGGCCUCAGUAUUGGAUAUUUCUUUUUCAGGGUCUGAUUCUCAGUCUCCAGAUUCAGCUUGGAGAUCUUACAAUAAUGGAAGUAGAGAGACACUGAAUGGAGACGCUAGCAGUUCAUCUCUUUCAGCAAAAGGUUUUAGGAGUGUGCGGCCAAAUCUGCAGGAUAAAAAAUCACCAACUCAGCUUGGAAACCAGAAAGUAACUGCCCCUGUGAUGGAGGCUCAGAUCACAGUGAAUGGGAAUUCUGGCACUGCUGCCAGCCCAGUGAGUCACUUUCAAAGGCCUUUUUCCCCUUCUUCAGCUUACCCUCCACCAGCUUCGCUCAAUUCCAACAUUGUUAUCAUGCAGCAUGGCAGGAUGAUGGAGUCCACAGAGACAUACUCACAGCAUGUUCAGAAUGUUGGCAGCAGCACCACCACCAGUACAAUACCAAUCUGUAGAACCUCAGAAGAAGAAAAAAAAAUUACAGUAAUUAAAGCUCCACAUUAUGCAGGGAUUGGCCCGGUAGAUGAAUCUGGAAUCCCUACAGCAAUUAGAACGACAGUUGACAGGCCAAAGGAUUGGUACAAGACAAUGUUCAAGCAAAUCCAUAUGGUUCAUAAACCUGAUGACGACGCAGACUUUUAUAAUACUGCAUAUGCAUACGGUACUGGUAGCUACAGUCCAUCCUUCUCUGCUCAGGCACAUCCAGCUGCAAAGACACAGACGUACAGACCCUUGUCUAAAAGCGCUUCUGACAGUAGCUCCGAUGCCUUUAAGGUCUCGUCCCCUUUACCACCCCCACACGUGCCACCUCCAGUACCACCACAUCGUCUGAGGCAAAGGUCUACACCAGAAAAAAAUGACUGGGAUCCUCCUGACAGAAAGGUAGAUACUCGCAAGUUCCGUUCUGAACCAAGAAGUAUUUUUGAAUAUGAGCCAGGAAAGUCAUCAAUCCUUGAACAUGAAAGACCGACUGAUCGCAUAAACCCUGAUGACAUAGAUUUAGAAAACGAACCCUGGUAUAAAUUCUUUUCAGAACUGGAGUUUGGACGUCCGCCACCUAAAAAGAUUUUGGACUAUUUUCAAGAGAGUUCUUCUGGUGUUUCCAAUGAGGCUUCCUUAUAUCAUCACUAUUCAACAGACAGAGGCCUGGACAGGCCCUGUAGUUCUGCAAGUACUGCGAGUGACUUCAGAAAGCGAAGGAAGUCAGAACCUGCUGUAAGUCAUCAGAGGGCACACAGUGAUCAGAAUGCAAACAGAUCUAACCUGGGCCGUACAGACAUACAAGGCCCAUGUACCACCCUUAGAAAGCCUUUAACUAGCUCGUCUCCUUCUUCCCCGUCAAGAGCAAAAGGUGGGGAUAUUAGCAAAGUAUAUCCAUCCCUUUUAAGUUAUUCAGUGCACAACCACAACACCUCAAAUGAAUUAGAUUACUGUAGCACUUACAGGCAACAUUUAGCUGUUCCAAAUGAUUCAAGAAGGGCAAUUAGCUACAAGAAUGGCUGGCAAAUGACUCGCCAAAAUGCAGAAGUCUGGAGCAGCACAGAAGAAAAUGCUUCUCCAAAGAGAAAAUCUCGUAGCUGUGAUGAUCUGUUAACAGAUGAUCGUGAUAGCUUUCCUGAUGCACAGGCCAAGGCUGAAAGCAUGGGCUCUCUGUUAUGUGAGGAGGAUUCCAAAGAAAUUUGCUCAAUGAACUGGAACUCCCCAUAUGUUGAGGGCCGUGGUAGUGGUAGGUCGAGAGUUCGUCACAGAUCUGCACACGACGCUCCAGGUUUCCUGAAAAUGUACAAAAAGAUGCAUCGCAUCAAUCGCAAGGACUUAAUGAAUUCUGAGGUGAUUUGUUCUGUGAAGUCCAGAAUACUACAGUAUGAAAAAGAACAGCACAAAGGUAUUCUUCAAGGCUGGAGAGAGUCUUCUACUGAAGAGGUGCCCAGAGACAUGGUGCCAACCAGAAUAUCUGAAUUUGAAAAGUUAAUUCAGAAGUCAAAAUCAAUGCCGAACCUUGGUGAUGAAAUGUUGUCAACUGCUACAUUAGAGCCUCCUAAAAAUGGCUUGUGUCCAAAGAGGCGAUUUUCUAUCGAGUCCUUGCUGGAAGAAGAAACUCCAGUCAGACAUCCCUCUCAGGUACAACAGAGCUACAAGUCUAAAACCCUGGUGCCAAUUCAUAUUGAAGUGACCAGUGAUGAGCCACAACGAUCACAUAUAGAUUUUUCAGACAGUGAUCAAGACGGAGUGGUUUCUGAUCUCAGUGACUUUAUCCAGAUAGAGGGUUCAUCCUUUUGUAGUGAAAGUGACUUUGAUCACUUUUCCUUCACAUCAUCUGAAAGCUUUUAUGGAUCAGGCCAUCACCACCACCACCAUCACCACCACCACAGGCAUCUCAUUAGCUCCUGCAAAGGGCGAUGCCCAGCAUCCUACACUCGCUUCACUACCAUGCUAAAACAUGAAAGGGCUAAGCAAGAAACCACUGAAGAUCCAAGGAGACAGGAAGCAGAAUCUGGCCUCUCUAAGAUAGCAUUCCUGGUCAGUCCAGUGCCUUUCCGGAGGAAAAAAAGUGCAGCUCCUAAAAAACAAACCGAAAAGAAAAAAUGCAAGUCAUCUGUAUUUGAAGCACUAGAUUCUGCACUUAAAGACAUCUGUGACCAAAUUAAGGCUGAAAAAAGACGGGGAAGCUUGCCCGACAACAGUAUAUUACACAGACUUAUUACUGAGCUGCUUCCAGACAUUCCAGAAAGGAAUUCAUCUCUUAAAGCUCUGAAAAAGAGUCCCAUGCACCAGCCUUUUCAUCCACUGCCUCAAGAUGGUGCUAUCCAUUGUCCACUGUACCAGAAUGAUUGUGGAAGAUUACCUCUUAGUGCCUCUUUUCCAGACAUGGAUGCAACUAAUAACAACGAUAGUGCACUGUGUUUCCAAGUAGACCAGGAGUCUCCUGGAAGCUAUUCUUCUGCUUUCACUGAUGUGGGCCGAUUUACUCCAAGGGAGAGAAGAGGAACUACAGACAAAGAGAAACUGCCAGCUAGAGCUGUAUAUGACUUUAAAGCUCAGACUUCUAAAGAGCUGUCCUUUAAGAAAGGAGAUACUGUCUAUAUCCUCAGGAAAAUUGAUCAAAACUGGUAUGAGGGUGAGCACCAUGGAAGAGUUGGAAUAUUCCCUAUUUCUUAUGUUGAGAAACUUUCUCCUCCAGAAAAAGCACAGCCUGCCAGGCCACCUCCCCCUGCACAGAUUGGAGAGAUUGGAGAAGCUGUUGCCAAAUACAAUUUCAGUGCAGACACAAAUGUGGAGUUAUCACUUAAAAAGGGAGACAGAGUAAUUCUUCUCAAGCGAGUUGAUCAAAACUGGUAUGAAGGUAAAAUACCAGGAACCAACAGACAAGGCAUCUUCCCUGUUUCCUAUGUAGAAGUCAUCAAAAAGAAUGCAUCAAAAAGUGUUGAUGACUAUCCUGAUCCUCCGAUCCCCCAAAGCUAUUCUAGUGACAGAAUACACCAUUUAAGUUCAACUAAGUUGCCUUCCCAAGCACUGUCCUCACUUUCCAGACAACUUUCCUCCUCUUGGUCACACAUUGAUCAAAAGAUUCUCCAGGCUGCCACUAGUGACUUGUUUUCAAGGACUGUUGGUGUUUCGCCUUCAAGCACAUGCAACUUAACUUCUCCAUCAGUUCCAGACAGUUUUCUUUGUGACUUAGAAGAACUCAAUUCUUUGGCAUUGUCAACCUCUCAAACUGUAGCAAUAUCCCCAGGUAACAGCAUUCACCAAGUUAAGGAUGGUCAUGUUAUUCCAAAUACAGAAGUGUCUCUCAGCUCUUCUACAGCUCUUCCUCUGUCCUUUCUUGUGUCUACCUCUGUAUCAUCUUCAGCCAGCUCAUCUCAUGACAUAGCAUAUAAGCAUGUCAGCAACAAUACCAAAUCAGGAAAAGAUAAAGACUUGAGAGGUAUAAUUGACCCUUUAGUUAUUGAAGUACCUAGAGACUUGUUAGAUACUACAAGAGAAGGUGAACAUGUUGGCGCUAUCUGUAACAUCCCUUCACCAUAUGAAGGUGGUUCCAUGUCCAGAGUGCUAGCUACAAAUGCUGAAAAUGAAGAGGAAAUCUUUACUGCAGAUCUGUCACUUAAUAUAAGGGAUCAGUCAAAGCCUCAAGAAUCAGAUUUCUACGGAGGAGAACAAGACACAACAGAAGAACUGACAAGACUCUAUAUAGAGGAGGAUCUGGUACAUGACAGUUUAGAAUUCCCAGUAGCAAGUGGAGGAGGCUCUAUGGAUUAUUAUGAAGGAUACAAUUCACCAAAUAUUGAUAAGCCAGCUCUACUUUUUGUGGGAACAUCAGAAGACUCUGAUCCUCCUUUCCACCUUUCUUCUAAUCUUCCACUUCACUCUACCAAGGCACCUACUUUCCACUCUGUUCCUACAACAUACCUGUCUAUUGCUUCCCUCCCACCUCCCCUCCUCUCUAAACCGUUACAUCAGCAGGAGAAAGACUCACCACAAUUAAAGGUAACUGCACCUCUUGAUUAUGGAUUGUUGCAAAUCUUCAUGUAUAUUAAAUAACUGCAAGGCUAACACUGAGUUUGAUCUUUUCAAAUGUACUGUUUUGUUUACUAAUAUUAAAUAACAUAACACAUGGAGUGUUAACAUAAGCCUUCUUCAAAUGAAACAAGGUAAAACUGUAACUAUUAUGAUACAAUGAAAUGGCUUAAGGAGAUACCGCUGACAGGGAAGCAGAAAGACUCAACUCAAUUUCUAGUCAAUACCAGGACAACAGAGUAACUCAUUUAAUUGAACAGAACAGAAUUGUAUUCAAGUAUGCAGAAACUCGGUAACAUUUGUGUUUGUGUUUUCAAUUUCAAGGCAGUGCCUGGAAGAACAGUCAUAAAUUUCACAGUAAAGCAUCUCUGCAGAGUCAUGUUCUAAAUACCAAUUCUGUUAGUCAAGGACUGGACAAAGAUUAUUCCCUCUUCAGGAUUACAGUUUGUGUCAGCAUUGCAGCUCUGUGGCAGAAAUAUGAAAACUGAAGAGUCGCUCUAGGUAGACAAAGUUAAUUUCCAGUGCUGACUUCCAGGGAAUUCAUUUGCUCAUGAAAAGAGGAAAACAUCAUGCAAAAAGAAACUAUCCUAGAAGGCUGAUCAUUACAUCUAUGGCAGAAAUCCUGCCUUUUUUUUUUUUUUUACUCUGUCCUGUCUUACAACGUGCAUUCACAGAAAACACAGACAUAAUGGACUUGUGGAAAUCUUAAGAUCCACCAGAUCUGUUGGGAUUUUUUGGAUAUAGGGAAGAGACAUAAGGCUUCUUUCCUGGGCAUGAAUCUGUCAUGGGCUUAAGUACAUUCCGCCUCAAAGAAAGAGUAAAACAGAGUACUGCACUUGUUUUUGCAACUUUUAAUAAUUUAUCAGUUGCCGCAGUGCUUUUGAUGCUUUUGCUUAGCCUAAGGAGCAAAAUUCAGAAAAUUCCUCACCUACAUUGAAAUUCUUUUUAGGUGACCCUCAUAUUCUUUGCUCUUGUUUGAGCAAGGUAUGUUAAUCCCAGCUGAAAAUAAACAGAAGGAAUAUCUGUUUUGAAAGUUAAAAUAUCUACCCCAGGGAACCUCCUAGGCAGUGUAUUGCUCUUAAAUGGACAAGGCAGGAGGCAAGACAUUAAUUAACCAAGGGGGAUGAUUCCAUCUUACAGACAUAAGAGCCCGAGUACCCAGAAGAACGGAAGGUCUGGGGUCUUGUUAGAGAGUUCUCAGUCUUAAUUAUUGUUUUCAAACGAUUUCGAAUCUGGAUUAUUUUUUAAAUCUCAGGAACAGAUUCCUUUAUAAACUUAAUCAGUAUAUACUUACCUAUUUGAAAAUUUUCAAAAUUAUUAGAUGCACUCUUACCAAUGACAGCAGAUUUUUUUGUACAGUAUUUCUAAAAUGAGAUAAAUCUUUUCCUCCCAAGGGUAGGCAAACUUUUUUCAGCAGUCAACACUGACUACAUCGCCGAGAUAGAGAGUUGGAUUAAAAUAAGUGGAAGCAGGUUUUGGCUGGCAUCAUUUCUUGCUGCUUAGUCGCCAGGCUGGGCUUGAGAAGACAGGACAGUUCCUAUCCUCUUCUCUUUAUGCAUGUUGCCCAUCAUUAAGGUCUGCUCUCUACUGACACAGCAGAAAGACCACGAGAUAUUUUGAGGACUCAAAUUUCAUAAGUGAAGGGAGGUUCUUCAGAGAGUUCUUGAAGCUGUAUACUGAUACUUUUGUAAUUUUUGUUGUUGAUGUAAAAAUGCAUGCGUAUACAUACGUAUAUGUGUGUACAUAAAUAUAUUUAGAAUGUGGCUCAAAUCUAAAGCAUGACCAGGGAUUUGGACAGUGGAAUACAAGGAGCUAUGGGUGGGAAAUGUCACUUUGCACCAUGUUGGUGGGAGGGUGUCCUCCAAAAGAAGAAUUCUGAAAACAUGUCCCAAGGAGAAAUGCUGACAUUUUUCUAGCUCCUUGGUCUCUCUUGGUAUCCUUUUUUGUUGUUAUUGUUGUUGCUGGAAUUGUUAUUCACGCCUCUCCUAAGAGGAGGCUGUUUUUCUAUCUUGUCACACUCUACUGACAGUCACAAAUACCAUAGAAGAGGUUUUCAGUAUCAUCACUCCACUCCCCUCACAUUCCCCCCAGCUCACCCCUGCCCCUGAGAAUUCACAUUUGCUGAACACACACCCUUUAAGAACUGAAUUCUGACAAAUAUUUUUCUGAUUUAUAGUGAUGCUAACAAAACAAGGAUAUUUUCUUGAGGUACAUUCCACCAAGUAUUUACUUGCUUUCUCAAUGCAAAUUUAAGGGAAGUGUUCUGUUUGACAGGAAGGAAUUACAACAUUUGUCCUAUACUGUUGAGCUUUUCUGUGUUACCAACUGAGCUGUUUCAGGGGUACACGUGGAAUAACUGUUACAUGUAAGGGCAUGUGCCAGAGCAGCAAAACUUGGAAAAAAGAUACAGUGGCAACAAUAGAAAUACUGUGUACUAAUAGUAGGUAUUUCUACCUGUAACUCAUUGCUUUUUGUUAUCAAGAAAAGCACGUUGGGUUUGCAUGUACGAAUGAAGGAACAAAAAUCCCAUGAUGCUUCAUUCUUAAACUCUCACUUGAC
Lepidothrix coronata (blue-crowned manakin) is the source of this 7839-nucleotide messenger RNA. RefSeq names its product sorbin and SH3 domain containing 2 (gene SORBS2). Lineage: Eukaryota; Metazoa; Chordata; Aves; Passeriformes; Pipridae. Gene Ontology annotation, cellular component: neuronal cell body; plasma membrane; dendrite. Gene Ontology annotation, biological process: Notch signaling pathway. The coding region runs from base 688 to 5304 and encodes 1538 amino acids. The record is from RefSeq and is a predicted model, not a curated record. The transcript is spliced from 27 exons. Gene Ontology annotation, molecular function: protein binding.